Messenger RNA from Pogona vitticeps (central bearded dragon), 3948 nucleotides. RefSeq names its product regulator of G protein signaling 9 binding protein (gene RGS9BP). Lineage: Eukaryota; Metazoa; Chordata; Lepidosauria; Squamata; Agamidae. The record is from RefSeq and is a predicted model, not a curated record.
GGAGGAGGUUUCCCGCUUGCCCGGCGCUUCCAGCUGCCCUUGGGCUCGAGAGCGCGCCCCGGAGUCGGGAAGCGGGAGGAAGGGGGGCGAGCGAGCCGGCGAGGCCAUGGGUGCCGCCUGAGCGGCGAAGUGUGACGGGGGCGUGCGGGGGGCUCCGGCCGGCCCUCUCCCUCCUCGGCCCGGCGCCGCCAUGGUGAAGGAGGAGUGCAAAGCGCUGCUGGACGCCCUGAGCAAAGUGACCGCCUGCUACCGGCACCUGGUGCUGACCAUCGGGGGCACCUCGGACUCGCAGAACCUGCGCGAGGAGCUGAAGAAGACCCGGCAGAAAGCCCAGGAGCUGGCCGUGGCCAGCCGCAACAAGCUCACCGCGGCCCUGAGGGACAAGGCGGUGGGCAAAGAGGACAAGGCGGAGUUCGAGAGGCUCUGGGUGAUCUUCUCCACCUGCCUGGAGAUCCUGGAGACCGACAUGAGGCGGGCGCUAGAGCUGGGCCACGAGUUCCCGCUCAAUGUGCCCAAGAAGCCGCUCAUCCAGACGGGCAUGAGCGGCGGCACCUCCGCGGUCGCCGCCCGGGCCAUGAGCGCCCAGAACAUGAAGUACGAGGCGGACACCAACAUCGAUGUGGUGGACCUCAAGGACUUGGAGAACGAGAUCAAUCAGGUGGGGGAGAUGAUGUACGAGAUGGAGAUGAAAGUCAGUGUCCCGCAGUGGACGGUGGAGGCGAAGCAGGACCCUGGAGCGGAGCUGAAGUCCACCAUUAGCGUGGGCGCCUCUUCCAUCGGCAUGAUUUCGGUGGAGGAGAACAAGUCCUUUUGCGAUGUUAGCAAAGUGCUCGCAGGCAUCAUAUUUACUGCUGUGCUCCUCAUCGCCAUCAUUCUGGCUGUCUGUGUAGCAAAACUCUCCUAACGUCGGGCAUGCUGGACAUAAGGCUUCCCCUGCCCACCUGGAGAGCUACAGGCAAGAGAGGUCUCAUGGCCAGAGUAUGGGUCUCUAAGCAAUGGGAAAAUAUUUAACACUGGAUCUCUGGAAUGGAGACACCAGUCUGUUUGGGAUCCCCAACAGCAGGGAUAUGUGAUAUUCUAGAUGUAAAGUCCAUCCAAGGUACAUCUACAGUAUUUGUGGAAAAAGAAAGAUAUUAUGUGUCUAUUUGCUUGGCCUGUCACAGUUAAUACAAAGGUAUUACAACUACCAUAGGGAUUUAACCGCUAUUUAUAGAUGACUGUUCUCUGUAAUCGGAAGCAAAUAUUGUUUGUAAAUAGACUCUGGUGAUAGUCUGUGUUUACAAGUGGGUUACAAAUUGCACAUGAUUUGGCAGUGGGAGUGGAGUAGGUGACAAAAUGAAGAAAACUGAGAAUUACUAAUUUCAGACAAAAAAGAUACUGUGUUUGCAGCAAAUCAUUUGUUUUCUCUCUCUAAACCAUGUUUUACUUUUUUUAAAUACCCCCGAGUUAGACCUGAAAGCUUGUGCUUUAUUUUUUGGAUCAAAUGUUACAAAGACCCAAACAUUUAGGAUUUGUGUGUAUGUGGAAGAUUUCAUUGCACUUUUUUUUGGCAUGGCAUGCAGUGUCAAAGGCAAUCCAAAUCUGCAGAAGACAGAUUAAGCACCAUUUACAGAGAUCUCUUAAGAAGCCCCGUUUUUAAUUCAAGGUUGCAUAAGAUAUUCUACCACUUGUAUUUUGCAGGGACAGACUUCUUGACAGUUCAGGUUCUUAAUUCCAUGCCACUCAAGUUUAAAGACUAUAUAUAAUGCCCCCUCCCUCUCCUAUCUCUGACUUGCUUCCAAGUAUGUGUGCAUGAUUUACCUCCUUGAAGUCAAUUAUGGUUGAAACCUGUAUUUCCCUACUGAACUAAGAUUUUGAAUUGUGGAUAAAUAUGAUUUCUAAUCUUCAUGUUCUGUGCACUGAAAGUGAACAGUGGGAUUAAACUUGGUAGAAGGAAUUCGUCCAGAGUUAAAUAGGAUUUAUUCCCUACUAAGUAAGAUUCUCUCUUUGGGCCCUUGCUGGUUUUAAGUUUUUUCUUUCUCCCCAGAAUUGGUACCCAAGAUGGCUACAAUCAUAAGCAGACUCGUAAUUAUUUCCUCUUAGUUUGGUGGGGCUUCUUUCCAUUUAAUGAGUCAAAGUUGAAGCAUCAGUGUGGCCCGUAUCUUUUUUGUUUAUUGUGCAACACUGUAACAGGAUAUUAAAUAUAAUGUUGGAACACUUGAAACUGCUGUACAGUGAGACAGAUUACUGGGCCAUUUUAGCUCAAAAUUAUUGACUUUACUGACAGCAAUUCACCAGGUGUUUCAGAUAGAAGAUGCCAGGGGCUGAACUAUUUUGAUUUGAUGCUUCAAGUAGGAGACCUGAUCUCACGUUGACACUCUGAAGUUUACACACGUGCAUCUCCUAUUACUGUUAAUGGGAUUUAGAUAUUUACCUGCAGGAAUCAAGAAGAUUAGAAUCAAUCUUAUAAUCUUUAACAUGUCCAAGUGCUAGCACUAAUGUGACUUGGUUGGACCUAUAGCUGAUACAAGGGCCAUGAAAGGUGAGAACAGAGUGGUAUAUAAACGUAGAAUUUGAGCUUUAUAUGAGAAAAAAUAAUUUUUUCAUAGGUUUUUUUAAAAGAAUUAUCAGCAUCCAACACAAAUAUUGGUCAGUAUCCUGUUGGUAGUUGACACUUAAAUAAAUCCCAGAAUCUGUGGAUCUAUUCUUAUUGGAACUAGAAUAGGAUACUUGCUAUUAUCUCUUUAAGAUGUGUCAUUUAUUCAGUUUAUAACAUACAGAUUAUAUAAUUAUGUUCUCUAAAAGGGGAUUCAUCAAACACAUGAGGAAUGUCUCUCUUCUUUCUAAGCAAAGCCCUUCAUAGAUUAUAAGACUUGAAAUUUUGUAACAGUAACUUGUCAAUUAAUGUACAGUUAUAUUGUGAAAAGCUAGUGCCACUGCCAAACCAUGUAGACUCAUGGCAGGGAGCUCUUGGGAGUUAAGGAGCCAGAUUGCAUCUCCACUCUGGAAUAGUUUGGCAGGCUGGCUUACAUCAGGGCACAGUUCCUCCAGGGCUCUCCCUAGUCCACUGUUUUCCAACCUGGGGGUCAUGACUCUCAAGGGUCAUGUGCUUUCUGGUGAAUCAUGGGGUCACCUCAUGUGUUUUGUAGCCCUUGUUAAAUAAGUUCUUCCUUGACCUUUCAGACAGGAUAUUAAAGUUAGCAUGUAUGUAUAUGUAUGAGAAACAGGCCUCUACUUUCUGAGAAGGGGUGACUUUACUCCAUUAAAAUGCCUUUUUAAUACAAACAUGGCAGGGGUUUGAGUCACAGAUUACUUAGCUAUUAUAAAGGGGGAUUGUAAAUUUAAAAAAAAAUUAGGAAACACUGGUCUAAACAGUAUCAAUUUUGAUGGUCCAAUGGUCUGAGAGUAUAGGAUAGUUAAUUAGAUUUUGAUCAAGCAAAUAGCUCAAGAGCAGCUGCACUGCCACAGGGUUAACAAGAAAUUACUGUACAGUUAAGUGGGAAAAUCUCAUAACUUGACACUAAAGCAUAUUAACUUGAAAGUAAAGAAACAAACUAUUACCUAUUCAUCAAUGUCUUGAAUUUAACCAAUUGCUCCUUCUUAACCAUAUUAUUUGGAAGUAAACUUCAUUCAUGUCAAUGGAAUUUCCAGUCUGUUCAGAAUUGUUAUGAAGCUUCCUUCCAAGUGGAUUAUGUACAGACCAGUCCUAUCUGUGUUUUCACAGAAGUUUCUAUUGGGUUCAGUGGAUGCUGGUGAUCUUAAGAAUACUUGGAAGUCACAAAGAAAUAGAUUUCCAACUAUGCAUCAGACUGUGCUUUGUGGGAAUAAGCCCCCGCUGUUCAUACCUUGAAUUUAAUAUCUGUGUCAACUUGCGUACAAAUGGAGGUCCCAGUGAAAAUAUAAUAAUAAUUUUAGAAUUGCAGAACUGGAAGGGACUCUAUGGAUCGCAGAGUCCAGCCCCUGUCUAGG